GUUAUAAUUUAGCCAUUUUGGAUCGAUUUAUGCCCAUUGUACAUAGAAAUAUUCCAAACAUUUUUGGGUUGGGGCAGAAGUGUUUUACAAAUAUCUCUUGUUUUAUGAAGGUUAAACUCCUCUUGCUGCUAUAGUCAAUAUUUGGACCCAAAAAGCAGUAAAUGUACAGAAUGUCCCGCUGGAUCUUUUGGUUGGAACUGUAAGAUGAAAUGCCCUGAGAGGUUUUAUGGACGAUUAUGUAUUUCUUACUGUAAUUGUCCAACCUCUGACUGCAAUCGUGUAACUGGGUGUGUUGCAGAAAACAGCACUAGUUUUUCUUCUUUAUCAACCGUUGUUACACAUCAAACAACAAAAAGUACUAAAAGGACACAUAUAAUGGGCAAUCUGCAAACCAUGAAAAUGCCCCUUCUGUUUCCAGCAAAACAGCAUGAUCAAAAUAAAAAUAUCAACCGUCACGAUGACACAUGGAUAGCUCUAAGCUCUACUCUGUUUGGUUCGCUUGCAACACUCGUUCUGAUUGGAUGUUUUCUGUACUUCCGUUCUCGGAGGCUUAAAGUGCAAUUUCCGAAAAGAAUUCAAAGGAUUUUAUUUUCGGGCGUAGACGAAGAAAGAAACAUACAACUUCUCCACGAGGGCCAUCACCCACCAUUCACAGUCACCACAUUAAACCGAUGUCAGGAUGACGAUACCUAUAUGGAAAUACGGUGUUCUCAAAUAUCUGGAGCAUGCUCAGAAACAUGCACAAAUACAGUAAACAAUAAGGAGAAAGAACACGCUGCUUCCAAAGAGCUUAGAAAAAAUUCAAGAAAUACAAAUUUGUACGGAAAAUGUUCAUUUGAAAAUGAAUAUGACCAUGUUAAACUGAGAGUGAAAUCAAGCAUUCCUGAGUUACCCCAUCAGAAAUUUGGAAUUGGAAAAGUUCUGGAUUAUGUCGUUCUCUCUGAUGAGGGUCGAUUGCAAGAACAGAUUACAUUUCAUGACGAAAGCAGCAAAUCUUUAACUUUACCUUCCAGUUGUAAAACAGUUAAACAAAAAUUACAGCAACAUUCCUACAGUUUAUGUCGUGUCAAAUCAGAAAAUGAGUUAAAAGAUGCACAAAUUACAAAUGAAAAAGAAAAGAAAUCAAUUAAAACAUCUUCAGACAUUUCAGUGACAACAAAAGAUCCCGGGUUUAAGGAGGCCAGUCGACCUUACAGUUUGGCUCAUUCGUUGUCACAUAAUAAUUUAAGUUUAGAUGAUGAAGGGACAUUAGGAAGAGAGCCAUUCAGUAGUGUUACACCGGAAGAUAUGCAAGGAAAGAACCCAGAGAAUUUGAUAAACAGUCGAUAUAGCUAUGUUCAAAAACUGGUAGAUUAAGAAAAAAAUUAUAAACUAUAUUGAAGAUACAGUGUUA
Saccostrea cuccullata (small rock oyster) is the source of this 1393-nucleotide messenger RNA. RefSeq lists its product as uncharacterized. NCBI's taxonomy places the organism in Eukaryota, Metazoa, Mollusca, Bivalvia, Ostreida, Ostreidae. The record is from RefSeq and is a predicted model, not a curated record. The transcript is spliced from 5 exons. Bases 205 to 1356 code for a protein of 383 amino acids.